Messenger RNA from Auxenochlorella protothecoides, 2181 nucleotides. Its product is annotated as WD-40 repeat-containing protein MSI4. Gene Ontology annotation, molecular function: histone binding. Gene Ontology annotation, biological process: regulation of gene expression. The record is from RefSeq and is a predicted model, not a curated record. The transcript has 6 exons. Lineage: Eukaryota; Viridiplantae; Chlorophyta; Trebouxiophyceae; Chlorellales; Chlorellaceae. Gene Ontology annotation, cellular component: nucleus. Bases 1 to 2181 code for a protein of 726 amino acids.
AUGGAGCACCAUGGCGUCAACAAGGAGCAGUAUCUGGCCUGGAAAAAGCUCAUUCCCUACCUCUAUGAUUGGUUCGCCAACCACAACCUGACAUGGCCAUCCCUGUCGUGCCGGUGGGGCCCUGUUCUGGACGAGAGCCCCCUGUCCCGCCGCCAGCAGCUGUACCUGUCCGAGCAGACGGACGGCUCCGUGCCCAACAAGCUGCUGGUCGUGACGGCGGAGGUGGCGCGCCCCCGUGUGGCCGCUGCCGAGCACAUCACCGGCUGGACCGAGCACGCCAAGAGCCCUCACAUCUCCCACCCCUCGGCCGUGAUCUACCACCCCGGGGAGGUGAACAGGCUGCGUGAGCUGCCGUCCCACCCCCACCUGGUGGCCACCCACACCGACUCCCCCCUCGUGUUCCUGUGGGACGUGGCCUCCCAGCCCCGGCGCAGCAGCGCGGAGCCGGCGGGAGCCGGCCCCCCCCCGCCCUCCCUCCCCGACCUCACGCUGUCAGGCCACGCGGCGGACGCGCCCUUUGCGUUGGCCGCCAGCUCCGCCGCGCCUCGCCUGGCGUCGGGAGGAAAGGACGCCCAGGUGCUGGUCUGGGACCUGGGCGGCGCGGCCUGCCUGCGCGGCGCGGGGGGCCCCGGCGCGGACCCCGGCGCAGCCUCAAGUGCCCCGCCCGCGCUGGCCCCGACGCUCCGCCUGCUGGGCUCCACCGACACCGUGGAGGACGUGGCCUGGCUCCCCGGCUCCGACGCGCUGCUGGCCUCCGUGGGCGACGACCGCAGCCUGCGCGGCUGGGACUGCCGCGCCGGCGGCGCCGCGUACGUGGUCGCCGCCGCGCACAGCGCGCACGACAUCCACGCCCUGGACUGGAGCGGCGGCCGCCCCGAGCUGGUGGCCACGGGCGCCGCCGACGGCAGCGUGCGCGUGUGGGACGUGCGGCGGCUGAGCGCGGGCGCGCCGCUGCUGCACCUGGCGCACCACGCCGCCGCGGCGGCCUGCCUGGAGUGGAGCCCCGCCGCGGCGGGGGCUCUGGCCUCGGGCGGCGAGGACGGCCUGCUGUGCCUGUGGGACGUGGAGGCCAGCGGGCAGGCGGGGGCGGGGGAGCACCAGGACGCCAAGCGGCCGCGCUCCGCCGUGCCCCCCCAGCUCGUGUUCCAGCAUGCGGGGCAUCGCUCCCCGGUGGUGGACUUCCAAUGGAACCCGGCAGAUCCGUGGACCCUGCUGUCUGUCAGCGACGAUGUGGGCGAGCAGUCUGGGGGGGGGACCCUGCAGCUGUGGAGGGUGUCCGACCUCAUCACGCGCCCGGAGGAGGAGGUGCUCGCCGAGCUGGAGUACCACAGGUCAGCGGUGCUGGGAGUGGAUGGAGGGAAGGCGGUGGCUCGCACCCUGGGCCUACUCCCCGAUGCCAGCCCCGUGUAUGAUGCCGUGUGGGGCCUGGCGAUGCCCAUGGCAACAGCCCUGGUGCUGAUGGAGGCCGACAUGACCAGGCUGUUCCGAGCCGCGCGCGACACGCUGCUGGCCUUCCUGGUGGCCUCUGCCGCCACCAUGCUUGCCACGCUGCUCGCCUUUGCCCUCUGGCAACGGUGCAUGGGUCCCCACGGCGCCAGCCUGGCCUCUGCCCUCUGCGCCUCGUACAUCGGGGGCUCCAUCAACUUUGCCGCCACCGCGGCCGCGCUGCAGAUCCCGACCGGGCCCGCCCUGGGCGCAGCCAUGGCGGCAGACAACGUCGCCAUGGCCGGCUACAUUGCGGCGCUCAUGGCCGUCCCCGUGCCGCGCCGUGGCAGGAGUCUGGAAGUUGGCGCUGCGGGCGGGCCUGGCUUGCAUGGUAGCUCGGUCCUCGGCGAUGGGACAGGACCUGCCGACGUGGAUGUCCGUCAUCCUGGCCCGGCCUCCACCCCGCUGUCCGCCGCCAGCUCCCUGGCCCUGGCCGCCACGGCCCAGCUGGGCCUGCAGCUGGGCAUCACCCUGCUCGCGGCGACUGCCCUGCGCCUGCCGCGGCGCGAGACGCUGGUCGCCGCCAACGCGGCGGUUGGGGGCCCGGGAACCGCCGCGGCUAUGGCCGCGGCGCGGGGCUGGCACGAUCUGGUGGAGCCGGGCGUGCUGGCGGGCACGCUGGGCUACGCUGUGGGCACGGCCGCGGGCAUCGCCGUGAGCGGCGUGCUCCGCCGCGGCGCGGCGCUGCUGGCCUGA